This is a messenger RNA of Manis pentadactyla (Chinese pangolin), 1352 nucleotides long. Its product is annotated as aldo-keto reductase family 1 member C15-like. Bases 1 to 1155 code for a protein of 384 amino acids. The record is from RefSeq and is a predicted model, not a curated record. Gene Ontology annotation, molecular function: steroid dehydrogenase activity; ketosteroid monooxygenase activity; aldose reductase (NADPH) activity. The transcript is spliced from 10 exons. Gene Ontology annotation, biological process: steroid metabolic process. NCBI's taxonomy places the organism in Eukaryota, Metazoa, Chordata, Mammalia, Pholidota, Manidae. Gene Ontology annotation, cellular component: cytosol.
AUGGAGGCGCCACCACUGCUGCUGGCCAUGCCGAACCCAGCCUGUGGCCUGAGCCUAAGGCUACUGCUUCUGCCACUGCUGCCAGCUGGAGCCUGGUCACAACUAUGGAAAGAAGCAGAGGUCCUGUACAUCUUAAUAGAAAAGCAGCUGGCUGCUAUGUACCACACCUUGUUGGCUAUAGAGCCCAUCGAUGGAAAAGCUCUGACCAAGGUUCCUAAGAGCAAGGCUAGGGAAGCCACCAAAGUGGCUAUUGAUGUAGGUUACCGCCAUUUCGAUGCAGCCUACGUCUAUGAAAAUGAGGAGGAGGUUGGCCAGGCCCUUCGAGAGAAGAUCGCUGAUGGCACAGUGAAGAGAGAGGAGUUAUUCUACACCACCAAGCUUUGGGCUACUUUCUUCCGACCAGAGUUGGUCCGACCAGCCCUGGAAAGAUCGCUGAAGAAGCUUCAGCUGGACUAUGUAGACCUCUUCCUUAUCCACGUGCCUGUUGCCAUGAAGCCUGGGGAGGAGCUUUUCCCCAAGGAUGCCAGUGGGGAAAUUAUUUUCGAAACAGUGGACCUGCGGGAAAUAUGGACAGCCCUGGAGAAGUGCAAAGAUGUGGGUUUAACCAAGUCCAUCGGGGUGUCCAAUUUCAAUCACAAACAGCUGGACAUGAUUCUGAACAAGCCGGGCCUCAAGUACAAGCCCGUGUGCAACCAGGUUGAAUGUCACCCUUACCUCAAUCAGAGCAAACUCCUGGAAUUCUGCAAGUCCAAGGACAUCGUUCUAGUUGCCUACAGUGCUCUGGGAACCCAAAGAGACCCAAAGUGGGUGCCAGAGGACAGCCCACAUCUCUUGGAGGAUCCAGUCUUGAAGGAAAUUGCCAAGAAACACAGUAGAAACCCAGGCCAGGUCGCCCUGCGCUACCAGCUGCAGCGGGGGGUGGUGGUCCUGGCGAAGAGCUUCAAUGAGAAGAGAAUCAAGGAGAACUUCCAGGUUUUUGACUUUGAACUGACUCCAGAAGACAUGAAAGCAAUUGAUGGCGUCAAUAGAAACUUCCGAUAUUUUAAAGCACAAUUUGAGGCAGGCCUGCUGUCUGGUGUAGAAGUGACACAGGAGCUCCCUGCAGACCUCAGAACAAAGGUGAACUCCAGGACCCCAUAUGGGAUCCGACAGUAAGUGCCGUCCAUCACCCUUGGUAUCCAUUGUCUGAAGAAUAUUGACUGAGGUCAAUCACUAUGGGCUCUACCAGAGUUUUUUCCUUCUAGAGUGUGCGCACGAUUUCUGUACCUGCUGGAGCUAAUGGGAAGCAGGGUCUCUGGAUUCAGGCACUUGCCCUUUUAUCUCUUAAAGAAAUAAAAAGACUUCAGAAUAAA